Messenger RNA from Melitaea cinxia (Glanville fritillary), 1119 nucleotides. RefSeq names its product proton-transporting V-type ATPase complex assembly regulator TMEM9-like. Bases 267 to 716 code for a protein of 149 amino acids. The record is from RefSeq and is a predicted model, not a curated record. NCBI's taxonomy places the organism in Eukaryota, Metazoa, Arthropoda, Insecta, Lepidoptera, Nymphalidae. Gene Ontology annotation, cellular component: lysosomal membrane. The transcript has 5 exons.
GCUUCUUGGGGUUGGCAACACAGAUUCGUACAUUUAAUGCCGUUUAACCUAAUGACAAUAUUGAAAAAAAAAAAAACUUUUAUUUUUAUUUAUUUUAAGACUGUAAUUCUGUACGUAAAUAUUGAUUAUAUGUAGGACACACAUACACUAUCAAGUAUAGAAUUAUUUAAUUAUUAGGUUAAUUAUUGUGUUUUCUUAUAUCGGCUUCGUUUAUCUAAUAAACACAAUAAAUGAAGUCUGAAUGUGAAAGCUGAAUAAAACACAAAAUGAUUUGGAAAUUAAUUGUUGUUUCUUCUGUAUUAUUUGUGGAGGCUCAAUUUUACGAAGAUAAAAGAUGCCGUUGUGUGUGCCCUACGCCGGCUUCUAUACUUAAUAAUACGAAACAAACUGAUAGAACACUUUACAUUGCUUAUGUGCCACCAAACAAAUGUAACUGUGAUGGCGUAAUUCUGCCCAAGGUUGCAGACGAAAUAAGAGAAAAUGCACAGGUGUUCUGUCCACGAUGUGAUUGUAAAUAUGAAACUAGAAAUACAACUGUAAUAAUGGUUGUUGUGAUACUGGUUGUGUGGGUAAUAAUGUUAUUAGUUGGAUAUUAUCUGUUUUUGAUGUUGCUUGAAAUGCUUGUAACAAAGAAACCGGCCUAUUCCUAUCAGAUACAAAGCGCAUCUGAAGAAACAGAGAAUUUAUUAAUGCAGGGGGAAGAAAUAGAAGACUAACAUAUACUGAUUAUGAAGAUACAUAUAUAUUACGAAACGAUAAAAAGUGAUUGCAUGUAAUACUAUUUACACAUGGCAGUUAAAUAAAAAGCACGUUACUUGGAUGAAUUUAAUUAGAAUGCAAAUCUAAAAAUAUACAGAAUAUACAAAUAACAGAAAUAUACAAGAACAGAAGUCAAAUAUUGCAUUUAAACUUUUUCUAUACACAUUUAAUCUAAACCACAGUAAUAAUGAAAGUUAUUACUAUUGAAAAACAAAAAUUUUUAUAUUGAUUUUGCUAUUACUAAACAUUUUUAAUAACUAAAUGUAAAACAUUGUAUAUCUAAAAUGAUUACUAUUCUUAUAACUUGUAGGUUAUAUAUUUAAAUUGUUAUACAGUGUAAUAAAUGUAUUUUAGACAGAA